UUGUCUCGAUGUUCAAUCUUGGAAAGCAGCUCACAUAGUCGUACUUCCAUACCUAUUUUACAGAAAUAUUUGCCAUUCCUGCAAUGUCAUUGACUUCACAAAUCAAGUUUGCAACAUAGCAAAAAACGGAUACGUUCGCGCGCGCGCGAAUUUCCAUCCAUCGAUAAACGCGUCGCAAGUUUAUAUUGAUCGUCGUGGGCGGAUUUAUAGGUCACGCUCAAAAUGAGUCUCAAAAACGGGACAAAAAUGUCCCAGCGCGAGAAAUUCGAGUUAAUUAACUCGGAAGUGCGUUCUUUUUACGAGUACUGUAAAGAAGCGGGUAUGACCGACGAAGAAAUGGAUUUGAUUUGCCGGCCGCUGACGAACGCAGUGCGAAAGGCGUCUAUCAAAAGAUGGACGAGGGUUUUCAUGUUUCUGGUGAUGGUGUUGGCGAUUGGGUAUACUGUGAGCCAGACGGAAACAUUUCAAUGGCACGCGUCGGCCGUGACGCGGAUCGUCAUGAUCAAGAUGCUGCCGUUCUGGGACUGGACGCCAUUGUACUACAACAAGUGUGUGGUGGAUCGCUCGCAGCCGCAAAAUCUGGACAACCUGGCGUCUACCGCUGACUGCAUCGCCUGCGAAGCUGUCAGAUCCAUCGCCCGCGUAUCCGACACAAACUACAACGAAGUUUUCAACCACCACCUGCUCCGCGGAGCCCCGGUCAUCGUCACAGACGCACACUACGACUGGUCCGUGUCCCGAACCGAGCUCAACCUUACCAACCUCAUUAGCGGAGACGAACGGCUCAGAGACUCUGUCCCUUGCCGGGUUUUGACCAACGUCAGAAUAGGCCGACAACCCAUGGACCUAGAGGAAAUAGUCUCCAGAAUUACCAACACUAACAUCCCUAGCUGGUUCGUUCAUUUCCAAAACUGCGACAUAAGAGCGGUCAAAUCUUUUCGCAUUCUCGCUCCGCGACCAUAUUUCCUGUCACCUCACAUUCCUCCUUCCCAUUUCAAUUGGCUUCUUCUCUCAAAGAACUACGAUACGCAUAGGUACAAGGACUUGGAGCUGGACGUUGGUUUAAUAAUAAUGUCGCAACUUAAAGGCAAGUCUUGGCUGCAAUUGAAGCCAAGAGCGCCUUGCGAAGAUGACUGUUUCACCCUGAACUUCGAGUUGAGUGAGGGAGAGACUCUAGUUCAAGGGAAUUCGCUGUGGGAGUUCGAAUAUUUGCCCGGGAAAGGGGAGAAUGUAGCCAUGAUCACGGAGACAGACUGGGUCGAGUCGUAAAACUCAAAAACUACGAAUUUAAUCUUUCGGUGUUGUAGUAGCGGUUUGUUUAAAUCGUAUUUUGAAUUGCUGGACUGAAAAGUAUAUGCUUUUGAUUGUGUCCGUAACGGUAUAGUCUAACUCUAAACGGAACUUGAACUCUGUUAUAUUCCAGAUCAAUCGGUACGACAGUUCAAUCGGUAUAGGUAUUAUAAAUCUACAACUCAAUCUGUUUUUGUAAAAGGAAUAAUAUUUGAAGUAAGGUAAGAUUGGGUUUAUAGGUUGACCUGUUGAACUAUCAGUGUUUGGGGUAAACAGCAUAAAUAAAGACUACAAUUAAUCAAUAUGACAUGGUCUCUCAAAGAAAUUUCUAAAAGUAAAACGUGUAAAUGCACUUAAAAACUUUAAUAUAUAAAUAAAAAGUUUACGACUACAUAACAUACGUAUUAUAAUAACCGUUUUGGAAUAAUAUACAUAGACAUAAGUCAUUAUAGCGUAUAUAGACUGAAUUGUUGAUACAUAUCGACACACGCCAUCAGAAUCAUCACACACCAUUUUGUAACUUAUUCAUAUAGGCGUAAGGUUUACUGUAAAAUAACGAGCUUUAAUACCACGUUUACUUAAAUCGAAUGGCAAGUAUGUCAGUGUGAGUGUCAGGUAUCUUAUCCACGUUGAUAAAUGAUAAAAUUUUAAGCAUAAUAACCCACUAGCUGAAAAAAUCUAUAUCUCUUGUAUAGUUACUUAAGAGACCCACAUAUUACAAAUUCGAUAUUAUCGGCCUGUCAGUUCUUCAGACUGACAGACGAUAUUGUCUAAGUAUCAUAAUGCUACGUAGCAAUUACUACUUGAAACAACUUUUCAAGCAAACGAUAAUUAAAUUUUUGACAGCCCUAAAUAGUCGAAAGGGCUAGUGCCAUGUAUUAGAAAAGGAUGGGAAAGGAAACAUGAUUCGACCCUGAACUGCUAUCAAACUUCAGGUUCGCAGGAAGUGUCCUUUCUGUGCGGAUUUGCGGAAGUAUGUACUAUUAAAUAGUCCGGCGUUCUGAUAAUCUGUGAGCCUCCUAAGUAGUCCUCUUGACUUUCGAGGAAAAAUAAACGUGGUACUAUUGAUAUAAUCACAUGUAAUAAAUAUAAAGCAAUAAAAUUUUCGAACCUGAGCCUCAUCGCAUUUCCUGCGAUAUACUUUACCUACCUACUAUACUAUAGCAUCUAUACCGAAAGGAUUAAAAUAAAUCUAGCGGCACACAUUUUGAGCACUUAAUUGUCCUGCGUUUUUAUGUAGGAUGAAAAAAUUUAAACUUCCAGAAUUGUCUAUAUUUUAAAUUUGUAAUAAUCGUGCUUAGUAUCAGUUGUACGACGCCAAGUAGUUUGAUAUCAUCGUCUAUACACGUCUUAGGAAUCCCCAAGAAAAGAGCACUAGGUACUUUUUAAAAGCCAAAAACGCGCGCAAUCCUUGUGUUACAGUCGGUGUAGCCGAAUGGCAAUCGUCGACGCCACACGCCGACAGAAAUGCAGUCUAGCUCUGUCGCGUCAAUACGCUAGAGCGAUAGAGAUAGAUAGCUACGAAACAUAUAUUAUUGUGAGCGUUUGUGAAUUCGGCAGCGUACCCAAGCAUGCAUGGGCGACGACAAAUAAGGCAGUUCGCUUGCUCGUUUGUAUACUAUACAUAAAAAGUACAUAGCGAAUUUAUUAAUGAAUUCAUUUAUAAUUUCUCCAUGCAAUUUCGCAGCUCACUGUACAGAAAGAAUUGAAAUAAAACCUAAAAUAUAUUAUAAUCAAAUGUAACAUGUACAGACAAUUGCAGAGAAAACUAGAAGUGACCCCUUCUGCAUAGACUGCAUGCAAGGGUGCUAAGUGAAUAUUGCUGACUGUACCUACUUAUAAGUCUCAAAAAGCAUGGGACUCAAAAUAUCCAUACAUUACUCAUAUUUACUCAAAGGUUAACUGGAAGAAAUCCCUCUAAGGGAUAAGUUCCCCUUUGUACUUCACAUCUCAAUGUAUGUUAUUUUUAAUGUGUUUUUGUACAAUAAAGAGCUGCUACUACUACUACUACUACAUUAUCUCAAAAGUUUGCUGCCUAUAUCGUUAAAAAAAAAAUCUGCUGCAAAAGUAAAAAAUGCUCAAAAUGUGUGCCGUUUAAGUAAGUUGUUCGUAUAAUAAGCAUUCACACACGAAUUGUAACUGCACGAAGUUAGAAUACAUUUGAUUGUGGCGGGGUACCUCAGUAUUACAUAUUAAUAUAUUAUAAUGUGAAGCAA
Messenger RNA from Leguminivora glycinivorella, 3506 nucleotides. RefSeq lists its product as uncharacterized. The transcript has 2 exons. NCBI's taxonomy places the organism in Eukaryota, Metazoa, Arthropoda, Insecta, Lepidoptera, Tortricidae. The record is from RefSeq and is a predicted model, not a curated record. Bases 223 to 1269 code for a protein of 348 amino acids.